Volvox carteri f. nagariensis is the source of this 1234-nucleotide messenger RNA. RefSeq lists its product as uncharacterized. The transcript has 8 exons. The record is from RefSeq and is a predicted model, not a curated record. NCBI's taxonomy places the organism in Eukaryota, Viridiplantae, Chlorophyta, Chlorophyceae, Chlamydomonadales, Volvocaceae. The coding region runs from base 29 to 1234 and encodes 401 amino acids. Gene Ontology annotation, biological process: protein O-linked glycosylation via mannose. Gene Ontology annotation, molecular function: xylosyltransferase activity; glucuronosyltransferase activity.
CGCAACACCCACUACGUUCGAAUCAUUUAUGUCCGGCAUUCCGCCUCAGCUGCGGCUCCAUCGCGUAUGGUGGACACGGAAGAGCUCCAGCAUCCCUGUCACAAUGUUCACAACAGCAACGUUAGACCGCUUGGACAUGCUGGAUACACAGUGUCGCAAUUACCGGGGCGGCCCUCAUGUGGCUGCUGUUUAUCUGCCGCUGGUGCAAGCAGCCAACAAAAGCGGCUUAACAAACGAAAACGAGCAGGCUGUCAGAACGGCUGAGGAAAAACUGCAGGAGCUGUUCUACAGGAUGGAGGCGACGACGGAAGCGUGCCACAUGCACAUCCUGUUCCUGUACGAAGUUACGAGCGAUUCUGCACUUGCGUACCUUACCCCCAUCAAUGCGCUCCGUAACGCUGCGCUGCUGGCCAGUCAGACGCAGCUCGUCAUGAUGAUUGACGUGGACCUCUGCGUCAGCAACACGCUCGUCCAGUUCGUCUCCGAAUCUAAAUACAUAGAUCAGCUUGUCCGCAUGUCAAGCAACAGCUUUUGGGUGCUGCCGGCGUGGGACGUCAACAAGCAGCUCCCCCAGGAGCAAAUAAAUGAGGUGGCGGCGUCCGCUGCGUCAGGCACCAAGAUGCAGCUUGUGAAAUUGUGGUUGAAUGGAAGUUUAAACUGGUUUGGGCAGCACUAUUUCCAGCUUGGCCACUCGCCAACAAACUAUACACGGUGGCUGAUGUCCCGCAGGUCCUACGUCAUAGACUACAGCAUCGGCUACGAGCCGUGGGGGCUGGUGUCUAGGGAUCGGAUGGCUAUCGUACCGUACGACGCGAGGUUUCGGGGCUGUUACAACGACAAAAUCGCGCAUGUGGUGUCACUGCAUCAUUCCGGCCUAUUGUUCAAGGCGCUACCUAACGCCUGGGUAGUGCACCGCCCCCACGCACUCAACCCCGCGGCGGCUAUCGCCAAGGCGGUGGUGGGGAGCUCCUUGUCCCAGCACGGAGUCGGAGCCCUCCAGGAGGUUGUACAUAUGCACGGCAAGAAUGCGAGUAAGUUUGAGCACCACAAGGACUGGUCCCACGUGCUCCUAGAUGACUCCGUCGUAAGGAUGCUGGCCAAUCGCUACCGGCCUUUUCCCGGCAAGCAGUACACGUACUGCCGCCGUACGUUGCCGUGGUUCGCGACCAAGACCACCCAAGCGACUGUCGCAACGACGACAACGACGCAACGUAGAGACGAGGAGGUCACAUAA